AUGCAAGAGCAGAAGUCCCGAGCUUGUGAUGACCUGCUAAUACUACAGCGGAACAAAGGAGAUGCAGGCGAUUGGCGACAAACUCAGCGGGCGAACUUCCACCUUGAAGCUCCAAACGAUCUUUCUGAUACCAUUCCUGCUUGGUCUAAGAUAUGUAUCAUUGUCGCCCAUUCUACCGAGAUUGGGAGAUGUUCACAAUGUCGACAAGCCUUCGCCGAUGCUUUUUGUAUGCCUCAUUUUUGGUGGUCAUAUCAUUUCCUUCGGGCAAACGGCACCUUUGGAUGUGAAAGAACGCGAAAUUCUGGAGUAGAAACUGGUUUCAAUACCUGGUCCAGAUUCUCCGUGAAAAAGGUAGAACAUGAUACUAGAUACAAAUGGUAUCAUCCAGGUGUCUUCACACGAUUGUUGCCCUCGACUAAUCAAACUGUGAUCCUCGCCUUCGACCUGGACCCGCCCAUCAAAGAACGCUUCCUACGAGCAGUGAUGAAAUCGGAUGAAAGCUGGCUCAACGACCCAUUCUGGGUCUAUCCACACCUACUCGAACAGAUUGCGCUUAUUGAGGAGCCCGCUGUAUGGGCUAUCCGAGAUCAUGUUCGAUCGAUAGAGACAGAAGGGAAACCAGAAGGGAGGCCACAGCCCGACUACAGACGACUCCACGACAUCGCCCGACAUGCAAUUCAUGUGAACGAGACACUCGAUGUUGCUGUGCAGAAUACAGAACAUAUCUUGAUGCAACACGAGAGCUAUACAAACUCGAGACCAGAUAAUGCUUCUCCGGCUUCCGAAGACAUCCAUCUUCGCCUGCGAUCCUGGCAGUCUUUUAUUGGCAACUUGCGAUGUCAGUCCAUUUCAAAUGAAAAGAGAUUGCAAAAUGAAGUCCAACUGGCCUUUAAUACUGUGGCUCAGCAUGAUGCCAGCGUUACUCUUGAAAUUGGCCGGGCAACUCAAAUGGACAGUGCCGCCAUGAAAACGAUCGCCUUUGUUACACUUACGUUCCUCCCUCCUACUUUCAUCUGCGCUAUCUUCAGCACGUCAUUUUUUGAUUUUGGUGGGGACUCCGGCUGGUCUAUGUCGAACAAGUUCUGGGUUUACUGGGUCGUCGCUAUACCAACUACUGUAUUCACAGUUCUAGUGUGGACUUAUUGGCCGAACAUCCGUGGCAUAUUGCUUUCCGAAAAUGAAUAA
This is a messenger RNA of Penicillium egyptiacum, 1185 nucleotides long. Lineage: Eukaryota; Fungi; Ascomycota; Eurotiomycetes; Eurotiales; Aspergillaceae. The record is from the annotation of a GenBank genome assembly.